AUGAAAUUAUUUUACUGUAUUGCAACAUUUUUGUUUACUGUAACAUUUGGUCAACAGCCGAGAUUUAUGCAAAACUGUAAUGAAGCACCAACAGCUGAAGCACGACAAGUAUGCUUUACGUUACAGCAAAUGGCUCGUAAUUCAAGGCUUCAAACCAAUCGACUACCAACUCCACCUGAUUUUCUACAACCGGCUCCGUUAAAUCCAUAUGCAAGAGGUCAGAUUGCUAGUCAUCCGUAUGACUGCAUGACAAUUACCUGUCUGUGUCCAUUCUUUCAGGGUUCAAUAGGACCUCAGAACCAAUGCAUACUGCGAAAUGGUCAACUUUUGACCAUGGGAUAUCGCAAGGAAUACAGAAUGCUUACCGAGGAUGAACGUUUGAGGUUUUUCAAUGCAAUAACAACGCUAAAGCGGAGUGGUGAAUAUGAUCGCAUGAGCCUUGAGCAUCAGAUGGUAGGCCAAGGCAGUGGCGCACAUGCAGGACCCGGAUUUUUACCGUGGCAUCGCGAAUUUUUAAAACGAUUUGAAAUUGCGCUUCGUUUGAUUGACCCGCAAGUAUCACUACCAUAUUGGGAUUCCGUUAUAGAUCAAUAUUUGCCGGAUCCAAGGGAUUCAAUCUUUUUUAGUCCAUAUUUCAUAGGUGAAACGGAUGAAUUCGGUAACGUUAUUACUGGACCGUUUGCUUACUGGAGCACUAUCGAUGGUAGAACAGCUAUUCUUCGAGCGCUUGGUGAGAAAGGAAAAUUGUUUACUGAAUAUGAUAUUAUCGAUAUCUUAUCACAAACAUCACUUGAACAAGUCAUGGCUUACACUGCACCAGUAAAUGAUUGCCCAUAUCCAGCAGGAUUUUCUGCCCUAGAAUAUACGCAUUCAUUUGUCCAUCUUUGGAUAGGUGGUCAUAUGGAACCACCAGAACAGUCCUCUAAUGAUCCCGUCUUUUAUGGCCUUCAUGCAUUUGUUGAUUUACUCUGGGAGUUAUGGAGACAUGGCCGACAAUCACAUUGGGCACGAGAAAAUCAAUAUUCGCAAGACAUUCAAGAAUGUGCCGAUCCGCGACAUUUCAGCUAUGCGCCAAUGGUACCAUUUAAUUUGCUCAAUCGUGAUGGUUUAUCAAAUUUGUACACUGAACAAAUGUAUCGAUUUGCUCCGCGACCAGGUUGCAGCUUCGAGAUACCAUUUUGUGGAUCACCUUAUCUUUUCUGUGAUGCGCGAGUAUCACCACAUUGUGUAUCUAAAAUUAAACUUGGUGGUAUUUGUGCGAGUUUCGAAGGACUCGAUGCAUGUUUUAAUAGCAUAUGUGUAGCAGGACGAUGUAUACCGGGAGCUAUGCCAGCUCCGUUCGUACCACGAACCGAAUUACCACCAACUUUACGUCGAGAAAUUACUCGACAAUAUGCAGCCCGACGAUUUAAUAAUUGUUUUAAUGGAAUGCCAUGCUGUGAGCAAUGGGCUAAAGAAGGCGAAUGUCAUAAAAAUGAACUUCAUAUGGCGAAAUUUUGCCCCGCGGCAUGUGGCAAAUGUCGUCCAUCUUAUAAUAUCUCAAAUGAAUGUGAUGAUCGGCAUGUAUCAUGUAAGCAAUGGAAAAGUGAAAAUCAGUGCUUUGGAACUUCCGAGGAUUUCAUGGCUGAAAAUUGUCGCACAUCGUGUGAAUUAUGUAGCAAGCCGAAAAAUAUGAAUUGUCAGAAGCUCAAAAUUCUGUUGAAAAUGCCUAAGCAGCCAAAAUCGAAAACAGCAAACAGUACUGACAAUAUUGAUGAAUCAAACGAAAUAAAUGAUUCGGCACAAUUUUUGCAAACUUUUCCAAAUAGAUCAACAAUGUCACCAGCCAAUGUCUUUUAA
Cercopithifilaria johnstoni is the source of this 1839-nucleotide messenger RNA. The record is from the annotation of a GenBank genome assembly. Lineage: Eukaryota; Metazoa; Nematoda; Chromadorea; Rhabditida; Onchocercidae.